Molecule: messenger RNA, 3527 nt
Organism: Styela clava
Lineage: Eukaryota; Metazoa; Chordata; Ascidiacea; Stolidobranchia; Styelidae
Source: RefSeq, a predicted model, not a curated record
UGACAAACUAUACGAACACGGAUAUCACGUUAGAAAAAGAUUUAUGUUUUUAAUGAUAAAGAUAAUAAACAACAAAGCAACAAGCUACGACACACGUGGAAGAAAACGAAAUACAUCGUUUGCUCUCUCCUCUAUCCGUUGUUAAAAUUAAAUUUAAAACUUUUCCAGCGAACUAUUCAUAACAUAACUAUUUACUUAUUUAUUUAUUUUCGACACAUUGCAUCGGCGAAACAACCGUGCAACAAGAUGAGGAUACAUCUUACUGUGCUACUUUUUGCGCUUUACGUCGUACUAGCAAAAACCGACACUGUGAAAGACGAUAACACAGCACUCGAACUCGCCCCCGACUCAGCUGUGUUCAAUGAUUACCGACAACUGUCAGGCGGAUACGCAAGAGCAUACAACUUUUACGGAUGUCCUCAACCAUACUUUAUUGGAAAUUCAUACAAGGUCAUUGAUUAUUGGCCUGAUGGGGCAAAUAUCGAAGUCACUGUGAGAACAAAAACUCAAGUUAGAAAUGGAUGGACAACAUUGGUUGUCUUCAGCAGGCCUCUCCCGAAAGGUUCAAGGAUUCUUGUAUGGAACGCUGAAGUGACGGCUAUGAUAAACAAUCAGUACAUAACUUUCGUCAAUAGAGCACACAAUCCCAAUCUACAUGAAAUGAGAACGUUUUCCUUCACUUUUGUGGUCGAAGGAGCGUCCAUGCAGGAAAUGCAAGGAUUUUCUGCUACCAUCGCUUUUUACGCGGAAAGAAUUGAAGAUGCUUCUUGUUACCUCAUGAAUAAGCAGAAAAAGCAAGCUCCACGAACAAGUGCAUACAGUUAUACCGUACGACCACCAGUCAGACCAAGGACCAAAAAAGUAGUAAAACCGACAGCAUGGCCACGUUUCAUCAGACGAACUACUGUUGUUCCACGAAGAACAACAAGAAGCAUUAAACGCAAUGGAAGAAAACCAAAACCCAGAGCUACCCCUCCUCCACGCAGAAAACCGACUACAAGGAAACCACAAAGGAUUCAAACCACUAACAAGCCAAAACCAAGGACAACCGUUCCACAAUACCCAGAAGAUAUGCCGGAGUACAAAAUCGCAAGCAAACUGGUGCAGAAGCACAAAGGAAAAUGCCAACUUCUUCACAAUAGCUACAAAGUUGUUAACUCUGGCUAUGAUGCUGGCAACAAUCUGGCUGAUGGAAAUGAAAGAAAAUAUAAGUUUAAUGUUGAAAUAAGAGUGCCCGUUAAAAAUGUAGUUUCGGACUGGACAGUGAAAAUCGUAUUUGCCGAACCUAUAGAAGCAAUAGAGUGCUGGGAAGCAGUUGCAUCUGAACAUUCAUCUGAUGGAACUGUGUGGCUGAUUCGACCACAAGAAUGGAACUCGGAAUUACGUGAACCUUCAGAAUUCUUAAUGGUUCCGUUGAUGAAAUCACACUAUGCACCACCAGGAAUUGUGUACGUAUGUGAAAAUGGAGAGGAGCCAACAUUGUUAGGAAAUGGAAUUUUUGAAAGAAGAGAUGGAGGUGGACAUAGACUGUCUCUAGAAGAGAUACAAAAACAAGAACAGCAAGAAGGAGUAAGACAGAAAAGAAUACAAAAAGAAAAGAAGGAACUAGACAGAGAAAGAGAAAAACGCGAAAGAGAAGAGAGAGAAAGAGAACGAAAAGAACGGGAACGAGCAGAGAAAGAAAGAAAAGUAAAUGAGAAGAAAUACAGACCAACAGAAUCAUCAAACAACAAUUGGCAAAAUAAUGAUAAUCACUGGGAAAGCAACAACAACAAUGAACAUCAAGAUACUUGGCAGAGACCGGCUGUUACUACGACCGCAAGACCCCGACUCUCAGGACCACGAUGCAGUGGAAGAGAUGGAUACGCACCUGUGGAUCCGGGACAGAUCAGAGUAUCGUACAAGAAAUCACCUCUGAAAGAACGAUCGCCAUAUGACUACAAUGAAGUCUUGACUAUGUCAAUACUGUUCUAUGAGGCUCAAAGAUCUGGUAAAUUACCAAAAGACAAUAGAGUUCCAUGGAGAGGAGACUCAGGACUUAAAGACGGAUGUGAUGUUGGACUCGACUUAACUGGAGGAUGGUACGAUGCUGGUGACCAUGUCAAGUUCGUUUUUCCAAUGGCUUGGUCAGCAACAACUCUGGCGUGGGGUGCAAUUGAGUUUAAAGAUGCUUACAAAGAUGCGAAUGAAUACAAGAAUAUGUUGUCAUCACUUAAAUGGGUUUCAGACUUUCUUGUUAAAGCACACUCGAGCAAAUAUGAACUUUAUGGCCAGGUUGGUGAUGGUGGAGCUGAUCAUUCUUAUUGGGGUAAAGCAGAAGACAUGAACAUGAGAAGACCAGCAUUUAAAAUUACUAAAAACAGCCCUGGUACAGAAUUGGCGGGUGAGGUCGCUGCCGCCCUUGCUGCAAUUUCAAUAUUAUUCCAACGUGAAGACUCCAAAUACUCUAAACUUCUUUUAAGACACGCUGAAGAACUGUAUGAAUUUGCUGAUAAAUAUAGGGGUGAUUAUCAUAAAGCUAUACCUGCUGUCGGAGGGUAUUACCGAUCAUACAGCGGUUACAAUGACGAGUUGGUAUGGGGCGCAUUGUGGUUGGCCAAAGCAACCGGCAAGAAAUCGUAUCUAGAUGAUGGAGUCAGAAAAUACAAUCAAUACGGAGGUUCACACACUCCAAAGAUGUUUUCUUGGGACGACAAGAGGGCUGGAUCACAGGUUUUGAUAGCACAGUUGACCGGUGAUGAGAAAUACAGAGAACAUAUUAUGAGCUAUCAAAAUUUCUUAACAAGUUAUAAAAAGACGCCAAAAGGAAUGGUGUGGCUCGACCAAUGGGGAUCCAACAGAUAUGCUGCCAGUGCUGCUUUCAUCAGUCUGGCAGCUGCCAAUUUGCAACCACCAAUGCGAGAAAAGGCAAAACUCAUAAAAUUCGCUGAGAAGCAAAUUCAUCUUAUGCUUGGAGAUGCAGGAAGAAGCUACGUCGUUGGUUAUGGGAGAAAUCCACCAGUUCGGCCUCAUCAUAGAUCGAGCUCAUGUCCUCCUCCACCGAGUGCAUGCGAUUGGAAUUCAGCAUACAACAAUCCUGCUGGCAAUCAUUUCACUUUGUACGGAGCAUUGGUCGGGGGACCAAGUGAGAAGGGUAUUUACGUUGAUAAAAGAAGCGACUUUGUUUCUAAUGAAGUUGCCACUGAUUUCAAUGCAGGAUAUCAGUCUGCUUUAGCAGGUCUUAAACAUUUUCAGAUAGAAGCAAGAUAUAAAGCUUAACUGCAGCAUUUUCUACACAUUAAUUUAUUAGCCUGACAAUCAUUUCUACCCAGUCAACGAAUAAUGUCUCGGUACAAGUCGAACCUGACAGACUAAGAUUAAUUUUCGAUUAAUUUGAAGAUGUGAGAAAUAUUUAGUUCUAGUUACUUCAAGUUUCAAUCUUCUAUUUGUGAUAUUCACGACUACUACAAACUCAUUUUUGCAGUUUGGUGUUAAUUUUAUACUGAUCCAUGUGAGUUCGGUUUGAAAUAAAAAUAUUUUAUAAUAGC